This is a messenger RNA of Anopheles maculipalpis, 823 nucleotides long. Its product is annotated as 17-beta-hydroxysteroid dehydrogenase 14-like. Bases 43 to 816 code for a protein of 257 amino acids. Lineage: Eukaryota; Metazoa; Arthropoda; Insecta; Diptera; Culicidae. Gene Ontology annotation, molecular function: oxidoreductase activity. The record is from RefSeq and is a predicted model, not a curated record. The transcript is spliced from 2 exons.
UAAAUUUCAGCUGUGGCAGUACCGUGCCGUCAGUGGUUGAGAAUGGAUUUUACCGGUAAGGUUGUGCUCAUCACCGGAGCCAGCUCUGGAAUUGGAGCUUCAACGGCCAAAUAUCUCACGAACCUUGGUGCAACCUGUGUGCUUGCUGCGAGAAACGAAGCGAAACUAGCUGAAGUUCGUAAGGAGUGUGUCUCGGUGGGAAAGGUGGAACCACUUACCGUCGUGACAGACGUUACGAAGCGCGAAGACCUCGAACGGCUGGUACGGCUGAUCAUUGCCAAGUACGGCCGGUUGGAUGUGUUGGUGAACAAUGCUGGCAAGGGAGCGGCCGGUAGCAUCGAGCAAGCCGAUCUCGAACAGUUCGAUGAUAUUCUCGAUACGAAUCUUCGCUCGGUGUUUGCACUUACCAAGCUGGCCCUGCCGCAUCUGCUUGCCGUGAAGGGUAACAUCGUGAACGUGUCGAGUGUGGCCGGUACGAACUCGUUCCACAAUGCACUAUCGUACUGUGUGUCAAAGUCGGCACUCGAUCAGUUUACACGCUGCACUGCGCUAGAUCUCGCAUCGAAAGGUGUGCGCGUAAACUCCGUCAAUCCGGCGGUCAUUGUGACGAACUUCCAUAAGGCGAUCGGUAUGGAGGAUGAAGCUUACGCUGCCUAUCUUAAGCACUGUGAGACAACUCACCCGUUGGGACGCGUGGGUACUGGAGACGAGGUGGCAGCAUCGAUCGCAUUCCUGGCCUAUGAUGCGACGGCUAGCUUUAUCACGGGCACCUUACUGCGGGUAGAUGGUGGAAAGCAUAUUCUUACUCCGCGCUAAAAUGACA